UAGCCCCUCUCCCCAUCCCAAAAAACAAGGGACAAAAAUUUAACCUAUAAUUUUGCCUAACAAAUUCUCUCCCUACCACAAAUUCCACCUAUGUAGCCCCAAAAAUUAAGGAUCUAUUUCCUCCUUUCAAUUACCAAGCCUCUCAUUCAUUCUCUUGGCCCCUACUCCCUUCUGUCUCUGAGACAUUUCACAAAGCUAGCUCCUCCAUCAUUGGUGGACAACAUGGCAAAUGCCGCAUCUGGAAUGGCUGUGGACGACGCAUGCAAGCUGAGGUUCUUGGAACUAAAAGCGAAGAGGAAUUAUCGCUUCAUCGUGUUCAAGAUUGAAAACCAACAGGUGAUAGUUGAGACGCUCGGGAACCCUCAACAAGGCUACGAUGAUUUCGCUGCCAGCCUGCCCGCUAAUGAGUGCCGCUAUGCUGUCUAUGAUUUUGAUUUUAUAACCAACGAGAAUUGCCAGAAAAGCAAAAUAUUCUUCGUUGCAUGGUCUCCGGAUAUAUCGAGAGUGAGGAAUAAGAUGGUGUAUGCUAGUUCCAAGGAUAGAUUCAAGAGGGAACUCGAUGGCAUUCAAUUCGAACUUCAAGCAACAGAUCCUAGUGAGAUGAGCAUUGACAUUGUGAAAUCGCGAGCCAUCUGCUAACUAACUUUUCUGAAAGCUUGUUGUUCCUGUUUCAGUUGUCGUCGCAAUACUACAUUCUUUGGGGGGGCUUUUUCUCUAUCUCUUUCUAUUAUAAAUGGGUUUUGUCAUCUUUUUUUUUUGCUUUUUGGCUUUCUUGAUUUGGUUCUAGUCAAAACCAAGUGGAUUUUAUAUGCCAUUUUGCAACUUAUAUUUUGUGACUACAUAAGCCUCAAUAAUGUUUACUUGAGUUUCAAUACAUAUGACAAGUGAAUGAAUCUCUCCUUCUCUUUA
Molecule: messenger RNA, 909 nt
Organism: Camellia sinensis
Lineage: Eukaryota; Viridiplantae; Streptophyta; Magnoliopsida; Ericales; Theaceae
Source: RefSeq, a predicted model, not a curated record